UGGCAAUGGGAUGAUACAGUGGUAUGGCAAUGGGAUGAUACAGUGGUAUGGGAAUGGGAUGAUAGAGUAGAAUGGGAUGAUACAGUGGUAUGGGAAUGGGAUGACACAGUAGAAUGGGAUGAUACAGUGGUAUAUGAAUGAGAUGAUACAGUGGUAUGGGAAUGGGAUGAUAGAGUAGAAUGGGAUGAUACAGUGGUAUGGGAAUGGGAUGAAACAGUGGUAUGGAAAUGGGAUAAUAGAGUAGAAUGGGAUGAUACAGUGGUAUAGGAAUGGGAUGAUACAGUAGAAUGGGAUGAUACAGUGGUAUAGGAAUGGGAUGAUACAGUGGUAUAGGAAUGGGAUGAUACAGUGGUAUGGGAAUGGGAUGAUUCAGUGGUAUAGGAAUGGGAUGAUACGGUGGUAUAGGAAUGGGAUGAUACAAUGGAAUGGGAUGAUAGAGUGGUAUAGGAAUGGGAUGAUACAGUGGUAUAGGAAUGGGAUGAUACAAUGGAAUGGGAUGAUAGAGUCGUAUAGGAAUGGGAUGAUACAGUGGUAUAGGAAUGGGAUUAUACAGUGGUAUAGGAAUGGGAUGAUACAGUGGUAUGGAAAUGGGAUGAUACAGAGGUAUAGAAAUGGGAUGAUACAGAGGUAUAGAAGUGGGAUGAUACAAUGGAAUGGGAUGAUAGAGUGGUAUAGGAAUGGGAUGAUACAGUGGUAUAGGAAUGGGAUGAUACAGUGGUAUAGGAAUGGGAUGAUACAAUGGAAUGGGAUGAUAGAGUGGUAUAGGAAUGGGAUGAUACAGUGGUAUAGGAAUGGGAUGAUACAGAGGUAUAGGAAUGGGAUGAUACAGUGGAAUGGGAUGAUACAGUGGUAUAGGAAUGGGAUGAUACAGUGGUAUAGGAAUGGGAUGAUACAAUGGAAUGGGAUGAUAGAGUGGUAUAGGAAUGGGAUGAUACAGUGGUAUAGGAAUGGGAUGAUACAGAGGUAUAGGAAUGGGAUGAUACAAUGGAAUGGGAUGAUAGAGUGGUAUAGGAAUGGGAUGAUACAGUGGUAUAGGAAUGGGAUGAUACAGUGGUAUAGGAAUGGGAUGAUACAAUGGAAUGGGAUGAUAGAGUGGUAUAGGAAUGGGAUGAUACAGUGGUAUAGGAAUGGGAUGAUACAGUGGUAUAGGAAUGGGAUGAUACAAUGGAAUGGGAUGAUAGAGUGGUAUAGGAAUGGGAUGAUACAGUGGUAUAGAAAUGGGAUGAUACAGAGGUAUAGAAAUGGGAUGAUACAGAAGAUUAAAGGCAACAGUAAACAUGUCAGGAAUGAUGCCACGCCCUCCUUGGGCCAGUUGAGAUAUUGCAUGUGACUAAUACAUUUCAGUACGUUACUAUAGUUUCUGCUUUCGACCAAUCCGUGUUAUUUUGUAAAUUCCGGAUCUCUCUGGCAAGACAUAUCAUUUCACCCAAGUUUUGUCAAACUCGGUCCGGUGCUGUCAGAUAUUGCGUGUGACUGUAUGUCCUCCUGUAUGUCCUCCUCGUAGUGCUGAUGUCACGCCCUGACCAUAGAGAGCCUGUUAUUCUCUAUUUUGGUUAGGUCGGGGUGUGACUAGGGUGGGUGAUCUAGUGUGUAGAAUUCUCUGUUGGCCUGCUAUGGUUCCCAAUCAGAGGCAAUUGUUUUUCGUCUCUGAUUGGGGAUCAUAUUUAGGCAGCCAUUUCACCACUGUGUUUUGUGGGAUCUUGUUUCUGCCUGUGAGUACUGCUUGAGCUUUACGCACCGUUUAUUCUUUAUUGUUUUUUUGUGUGUUUGACUAUCAAUAAAAUAUGUCGAAACCGAUUCCACGCUGCGCUUUGGUCUGAGUAUGAUUACAAUUGUGACAGCUGAGCGAUUACUGCUUUUUGAGGUCGGUUCAGUUUUGGUUCUAAUAUCUAAAAAAUAAUCGCAGUUUUUGAUUCCCAUUUCCAUUUUUUUAUUUUUUAAAUAUUUUUUUAUACAUGAAAGGGAAUAUGAAUUAUUUGGGUUGAAUUCUGUAACAUCACAGAAUAAAAUAAUUAAUAAAAGUCCCAUGAUAGUGGCUGUACAUUAACUGCUGAUCACUUAUUAACCAUUAUUCACAUUAUUUUCACUUUAGUAAAAUAUUUCAGUGUUUUGUUUUAUUUGAUGACUUUAUUAUUUCAUUCCAAGUCAUCUCAUUUCUAUAGAGCUGCUGUCUCGCAAAAUCACUAUUUUAGCAGUUAUUCUAAGUAAAUAAGACAUACUACUAUGACUGCUGAAUACCAACUAUCAAUCAUUUAGAUCUUGGUAGAGAUACCUGGCAAAACAACAGUUGCUCUCUAUAUCCCCGCUCUCUAUAUCCCCUCACGAUCGUGCAUCGUGUUUUCUUGCACUAAGCUAUAUAGAACAUUGGCCUGUUGGAAACUACAACUCUCUUCUACAUUUCACAGUUUAGACUGGAUCUGAUAUUUCUCUAGAGAAACUACAACUCCCUACUACAUUUCACAGUUUAGGCUGGAUCUGAUAUUUCUCUAGAGAAACUACAACUCCCUACUACAUUUCACAGUUUAGGCUGGAUCUGAUAUUUCUCUAGAGAAACUACAACUCCCUACUACAUUUCACAGUUUAGGCUGGAUCUGAUUUAUCUCUAGAGAAACUACAACUCCCUACUACAUUUCACAGUUUAGGCUGGAUCUGAUAUUUCUCUAGAGAAACUACAACUCCCUACUACAUUUCACAGUUUAGGCUGGAUCUGAUAUUUCUCUAGAGAAACUACAACUCCCUACUACAUUUCACAGUUUAGGCUGGAUCUGAUAUUUCUCUAGAGAAACUACAACUCCCUACUACAUUUCACAGUUUAGGCUGGAUCUGAUUUAUCUAUAGAGAAACUACAACUCCCUACUACAUUUCACAGUUUAGGCUGGAUCUGAUAUUUCUCUAGAGAAACUACAACUCCCUACUACAUUUCACAGUUUAGGCUGGAUCUGAUAUAUCUAUAGAGAAACUACAACUCCCUACUACAUUUCACAGUUUAGGCUGGAUCUGAUAUUUCUCUAGAGAAACUACAACUCCCUACUACAUUUCACAGUUGAGGCUGGAUCUGAUUUAUCUCUAGAGAAACUACAACUCCCUACUACAUUUCACAGUUUAGGCUGGAUCUGAUUUAUCUCUAGAGAAACUACAACUCCCUACUACAUUUCACAGUUGAGGCUGGAUCGGAUUUAUCUCUAGAGAAACUACAACUCCCUACUACAUUUCACAGUUUAGGCUGGAUCUGAUUUAUCUCUAGAGAAACUACAACUCCCUACUACAUUUACAUUUACAUUUACAUUUAAGUCAUUUAGCAGACGCUCUUAUCCAGAGCGACUUACAAAUUGGUGCAUUCACCUUAUGACAUCCAGUGGAACAGCCACUUUACAA
Oncorhynchus keta (chum salmon) is the source of this 3375-nucleotide messenger RNA. RefSeq lists its product as uncharacterized. The record is from RefSeq and is a predicted model, not a curated record. The transcript is spliced from 2 exons. The coding region runs from base 293 to 1330 and encodes 345 amino acids. Lineage: Eukaryota; Metazoa; Chordata; Actinopteri; Salmoniformes; Salmonidae.